Molecule: messenger RNA, 963 nt
Organism: Carcharodon carcharias (great white shark)
Lineage: Eukaryota; Metazoa; Chordata; Chondrichthyes; Lamniformes; Lamnidae
Product: regucalcin-like
Exons: 6
Coding region: 1-900 (299 amino acids)
Biological process (GO): L-ascorbic acid biosynthetic process
Molecular function (GO): calcium ion binding; enzyme regulator activity; gluconolactonase activity
Source: RefSeq, a predicted model, not a curated record
AUGGCUUGCAUUAAGAUUGAGUGUGUCGUGAGGGACAAAUACAGAAUUGGAGAGAGUCCAGUUUGGGAAGAAAAGCAUGGUUCUCUUCUAUAUGUGGACAUCACUGGCCAGAAGGUGUGCAGAUGGAAUGCAAUCACGAAACAAGUGAAGGAAAUGCAUGUUGAUGCUCCUGUUGGCUCAGCGGUCCCUCGAAGAUCAGGGGGAUAUGUUCUGGCAGUCGGAAAAAGGUUUGCCUUUCUGGACUGGGAACAAGAAACAGUUACUGAAAUUACUUCGGUUGACCAGGAUAAAGCAAACAACAGAUUUAAUGAUGGCAAAGUGGACCCUGCUGGGCGGUUCUUUGCAGGGACCAUGGCAAUGGAGACUCGUCCAGCUGAGGUAGAAAGGCACCAGGGAUCAGUGUACUCCCUGCAGGCUGACCACUCUGUGGUUAAGCACUUUGACCAAGUGGACAUUUCUAAUGGUCUGGAUUGGUCACCGGAUCGCAAGGUCUUCUAUUAUAUAGACAGUUUAUCAUUCGCUGUGGAUGCAUUUGACUACGACCUGCAGUCAGGAAAAAUCUCAAAUCGAAGACGUGUGUACAAGCUUGAACAGGAGGAGGCUAUUCCAGAUGGACAGUGCAUCGAUGCAGAGGGAAAGCUUUGGAUUGCCUGCUACAAUGGUGGGAGAGUCCUUCGUAUUGAUCCAGAGACUGGCAAAAGAAUCCAGACAGUGAAACUGCCAGUUGACAAGACAACAUCUUGUUGCUUUGGAGGAAAAGAUUACUCUGAACUUUACAUAACAUCAGCUGCAGAUGGAAUGGAUGAAGACUGGAAUCGAAGACAACCGGAAGCAGGUGGCAUUUUUAAGAUUACUGGGCUUGGAGUGAAGGGAAUUCCACCAUAUUCAUAUGCAGGAUAAAAAAACACUUCCAACCACCUAAAAGUUACAUUCUGUGCAACUAUGAUGCCAACCUGCUCAAAG